AUGGUAAAAGCGCGAAAAUACGUGGUCAAGAACUAUUUUCAAGGUGCUCCAAAGAAGACAGACUACGAAGUAGUAGAAGAAGAACUUCCAACUCUGAAGGAUGGAGAGGUUCUGACCAAAGCUGAAUGGAUCAGCGUAGACCCGUACUUACGUGCUUACAAUCCACAACAAAAGGUACCUUACGAUCAAUAUAGCAUUCAAGUAGCUGUUAUUAUAGAAAGCAAAAAUGCCGAUUAUCCAGUAGGAUCAAAGGUCAUAUCACAAAAAGGUUGGGUUGAUUACUCUAUCGUGAAUCCCAAAACUGAACAGAAAUUCUACAAACUACCGAAUCUCGAUGGUUUAUCGCCUUCAUUGGGAGUAGGUGCUGUCGGCAUGACUGGUGUAACAGCCUACUAUGGUUUCCUAGAUCUCUGUAAGCCCAAGGAAGGUGAAACUGUAGUCGUAACGGGUGCCGCCGGGGCUGUAGGCUCCCUUGUUGGCCAAAUAGCUAAAAUUAAGGGAUGUCGCGCCAUAGGCUUCGCAGGAUCUGAUGACAAAGUUAAAUGGCUGGAACAGGAGUUGGGAUUUGACAAAGCCUUUAACUACAAGACAAUUAACGUUGCUAAAGCUCUAAAGGAGGCAGCUCCAAACGGAGUCGACUGUUACUUCGACAAUGUCGGUGGGGAAAUUAGCAGUGUAAUCAUGCGUCAGAUGAAUUUAUACGGCAGAGUUUCUGUGUGUGGAAGUAUCAGUGCAUAUAAUGAAUAUCCUAAACAGCCGAAAGCCACUAUCCUACAGCCAAUUAUUGUGGCUAAACAAUUAAAGGUUGAAGGUUUUUUAGUAUGGCGUUGGGAGAAUUGGAGUACGGCCUUCACUGAUCUAGUAAAGUGGAUCAAAAGCGGCGAGUUAAAGGCCGAAGAACAUGUAACUGAAGGAUUUGAUAAUAUAUUUGAUGCUUUCAUCGGUAUGCUUGCUGGUGAGAACAAAGGAAAAGCAGUUGUGAAAGUUUAA
This is a messenger RNA of Diatraea saccharalis (sugarcane borer), 990 nucleotides long. The record is from the annotation of a GenBank genome assembly. NCBI's taxonomy places the organism in Eukaryota, Metazoa, Arthropoda, Insecta, Lepidoptera, Crambidae.